CCCUCGGUCUGUAGGCCUUUUGUAUACGGGCCUGGCAAGGGUGACGUGGGGCUGUUCCUACCGGCACAGCUGUGGCACGGCCGGGGUGGAGGCAGGGCCUGGGCAGCGCUGCCGUACAGAUCCUCCCUCGGGCUUUUCAGUGGCAUGGGACAUGUACCCCAAGGGCCUCUGCUUGGCCUGAUGCUGCUGCGGGGCUCUCUGUCCCUAGGAACAGUGGAGAUGGCAAGCUUAGCAAGCCCCUCUCUGCCCAGUUGCCUCCUCUCUCUCCUCGUCCUCCUCCAGCUGCCUUCCAGCCAUGCAGGACAGUUCAGAGUGAUAGGACCAAGGCACCCCAUCCGGGCUCUGGUGGGAGAUGAAGUGGAACUGCCAUGCCGUGUGUCUCCUGGGAAGAAUGCCACAGGCAUGGAGGUGGGGUGGUACCGGCCCCCCUUCUCUAGGGUGGUUCAUCUCUACCGAAAUGGCAAGGACCAAGAUGGAGAGCAGGCCCCUGAAUACCGCGGUCGGACAGAACUGCUGAAAGACACUAUUGGUGAGGGAAAGGUGACCCUCAAAAUCCGGAAUGUGAGGUUCUCAGAUGAAGGAGGUUUCACCUGCUUCUUCCGAGAUCAUUCUUACCAAGAGGAGGCAGCAAUGGAAUUGAAAGUGGAAGAUCCCUUCUACUGGGUCAGCCCUGGAGUGCUGGUUCUCAUCGCCGUGCUGCCGGUGCUCCUCCUGCAGAUCGCGGUGGGCCUCCUCUUCCUCUGCCUGCAGCACAGACUGAGAGGAAAACUUCGAGCAGAGCUAGAGAAUCUCCACCGGACUUUUGAUCCGCACUUUCUGAGGGUGCCCAGCUGGAAGAUAGCCCUGUUUGUAAUCGUGCCGGUCCUUGGCCCUCUGGUUGCCUUGAUCAUCUGCUACAACUGGCUACAUCGAAGACCUGCAGGGCAAUUCCUUGAAGAGCUAAGUAAGUUCUUUUUCUUACAAGAGGAGAGUAAAAAGCCAGGGAAGGGAGACAGAUCAACAAGAGGAAGAGGGGGCCACGGAGGGAUCCAUCCCAAAGGGAAGGAGUGGCUGGAGUGUGGGGGAGGAGGCUCCCUCACCUGAGAGGCAGAAGGGAAGGGGGUGGAUGCUGGACAGUUCCCAGGUGGCAGGGAAAGAGGCUGUAGGCACUCCCGCCUGUGGCUCAAUGUGCCCCACUGUCGUGCCCUUGUGGACCCCAUCCCAGGCUGGCUGCCCUGUGCCUCACCUCCAGACCAGCCACGGAAGUGGGCACAGAGACAAGAUGACCCUGAUUCACAGUUUCAUGAUAGAGACCACUGGCACAGACUUUUCAUGUUACUUUUUCUUUCUUCUAGGAAACCCCUUCUGAGUGAUGUCACAUCUUGGCAGGGGUGGAGGAAAGCCUGGUUGGUCCAAGGAUUGGUCCUUGGGGAUGUCUCAUUCAUCAAGUUGCACAUUCACUGGCAUCUUUGCUGUGAGGACUUCCCAAUCUGCACUUCCAGGAACACUCUGAAUUCCAAAUCGAUUUGAUUUCCCUUCU
Molecule: messenger RNA, 1519 nt
Organism: Microcebus murinus (gray mouse lemur)
Lineage: Eukaryota; Metazoa; Chordata; Mammalia; Primates; Cheirogaleidae
Source: RefSeq, a predicted model, not a curated record